AUGGCGGAAUGUCUUGGAAAACGCUUUGGAAAGUUGAAUAAUGUAUUCAACUGUGAUUUGGGCGGCGAAAGCCCUAAAACGGGAAACCUUGCGGUGCCAGCAGGUUACGGUGGUGGAGCUUCCCAGCAGCAAACGACUGGUUUUCCUCAUCCGGAUUGUGCACCUAACUCCUUUAACCUGGCGGCGUUUAGAUCACCCGGUUUGUUGGGAACGCAUGGAUUUAAUUUUGGGAACAACUUCGGUUUUCGAGAUCCAUCCGUGUUUGAUCCGACCAACGUGCACCAGGGCCCGAUCCAACAGCACUUACCUCAGACAAACGGAAAUACCUUACUGAAUCUUGCUCAGGGGUUCCGGAAUAACAAUGAUACCAGUCCUGUGAAUUUGUAUCUUGGGAAUUCGAGCCCGUCUAGAGAUACAAACUUGGAUACAUACUGCUAUCAGAAGAAAGAUUACCCCGAUAGUCAAGAAAAUCUCAGUUAUAACGAACAAAAUAAAGACGACGAGGUUAACAUUCUGAGCCGAGAAAAUAGUCCAAACGGAAGGAUAAACUACAAUUCGGACAGUUCAGAUAUCCGGGAUAAACGACAAGAUACUUGCAGUCCUGUUGACAGCUCGCGAUCUUAUUCUAGUCAAAAUAAGGACGACCUUACUGGUUACCACAGUCCGCACAACGACAGCGUUGGGUCCCGCAGUCCGGAAAAUCUAUCCCAUAUCGGCCUCAACAAUCCUGCCAUUGUACCCGUCGGCAGUGGAUACACUCCGAACAAUCCCAACUGCUCCAACAACAAUAAUUUAAUCAACAAUAACCACCUGAAGACCAAAUCGCACACGAUCUCCGACAUGUUGGAUCACAAACUGCAGUUGAGUUUUCUGGGACCGCCCCUGGCCGCCCUGCACUCGAUGACGGAGAUGAAAGCUCAACAGGGUGGCAGUCCGGUUCAGAAUACACCGCCACAAACGCAAACCCACCAGGUUGCCGGAGUACCCGGAGGUGGUGGAGCUCCCAAUCCGCACGGGAUCGAUACGAUAUUAUCGCGACCACCGCCGGUAACCAGUGCCCAAUUGAAUGCCUUAGGAGGUGGAAUGCCUCGAUUCUCGGCAGCCGUCGCUGCCGCCGCCAACAUGGCUCAAUAUCUAUCCCAAAGUCACGGAGCACCGCUGAAGGCACACUCGGGUCCGCUGGUGGAUCGAACGCAUCUCUAUUGGCCCGGGCUGCAGGGACUUGUUACGAACCCAAUCGCUUGGCGGGAACGGCUUGGUUCAACUAUGUCAGCUAGUCUAUCACAAUCACAUCACAACCAAGACAAGGAUGGCAAAAAGAAACACACCAGGCCGACCUUCAGUGGGCAGCAAAUCUUUGCGCUGGAGAAAACGUUCGAGCAAACCAAGUAUCUGGCCGGACCGGAACGGGCGAAACUGGCUUACGCGCUGGGGAUGACCGAGUCUCAAGUUAAGGUGUGGUUCCAAAACCGGCGUACCAAAUGGCGCAAGAAGCAUGCGGCCGAAAUGGCCACCGCCAAACGGAAACAGGAGGAGCUGGGCGACGGCGACGGAGACUGUAGCGAACCGAUGGAUUCCGACUCGGAGAGCUUGGACCUGGUGGACACCGGAAGCAGUAGUCGGAAACGCUGCCGAAUGGAGGACGAAAUGCGACAUUAG
Messenger RNA from Sabethes cyaneus, 1659 nucleotides. RefSeq names its product homeobox protein 10 (gene HGTX). Gene Ontology annotation, biological process: cell differentiation; regulation of transcription by RNA polymerase II. NCBI's taxonomy places the organism in Eukaryota, Metazoa, Arthropoda, Insecta, Diptera, Culicidae. Bases 1 to 1659 code for a protein of 552 amino acids. The transcript is spliced from 6 exons. Gene Ontology annotation, molecular function: RNA polymerase II cis-regulatory region sequence-specific DNA binding; DNA-binding transcription factor activity, RNA polymerase II-specific. The record is from RefSeq and is a predicted model, not a curated record. Gene Ontology annotation, cellular component: nucleus.